Messenger RNA from Lytechinus variegatus (green sea urchin), 2633 nucleotides. RefSeq names its product uromodulin-like 1. The coding region runs from base 191 to 2440 and encodes 749 amino acids. NCBI's taxonomy places the organism in Eukaryota, Metazoa, Echinodermata, Echinoidea, Temnopleuroida, Toxopneustidae. The record is from RefSeq and is a predicted model, not a curated record. The transcript is spliced from 14 exons.
AGAAAGUUCAAGAGUAUUUCAUUGCAAUAGUUUCUACCCUCUUCCAUUUUUCUUUGGAGGCUUACUUUGGCAGGUCGUGUAUACUUGUAUCCCGGUUAAUUAGGGCCGAAAGACCGCUGAAUCCCAAAAGUUCUGUUCCUGAUUAACGUUGCUGUUCUAUAAUUGACUUCUGCUACAAAAUUAAUGAAUAAUGUAUCGCUUAUUUCUGCAGAGUGUGCUCUUAAGUGUCAUAUUCACCGUGCUGGUGAAGGCAGAAUGCGGAGGAGAUCUAACAGCUUGCGAUACUGCACUGUUUGCAAGAUACCCCGUUGAAGGUCAUGCAGACGCAGGAACCGUCACGUUCAGUCAAGAAGGAUGUGUAGCUGCAGGCGUAAGCCUUUCAGUUACCUGUUCAUGUACUCAACAAGGUCUGGAUUCAUUCGACUGUGAAAGUGGAACCUGGGCUUCAGGUGGAUCUCAGAUUCCCAACCCCACUAUCGUUUGUUUCGCUGCUUGUCAAUGCCCUGAACCUAUGGCCCCCACCAAUGGUUACAUCGUCGGUAAUGACUACAAUCUCUUCAAGACAAUCAGUUAUAUCUGCAAUGACACAUACAGAAGAAUUGGAGCCAGUCAAGCCUCAUGCCAGCAGGAUGGGACAUGGAGUCAACAACCACCGGAAUGCAAAGCCCCAUGCGCUAGACCAGAUGUCAACGCAACGGUGACUCUUUCUAAUCCAGACGGCCCUUACAACGACGGCGAUACUUUGAAUUUUGAAUGCGACCUCACCACCACAACCAUGAUAGGAACCGAUACCGCAACGUGUAGAGAUGGAUCGUGGGACCCGUCCCCUCCCUCCUGCUAUUUUAAAUGCACCAUACCCGAGACCACAACAGCCACCCUUGGAAAUGGACAAACGUCGGGAUCAGUCGUAGAUCAUGAAACUAUGAUUGACUUCCAAUGCAACGAAGGGCGACACUACAAUGAUAUCGUCAUCGGCGAUACUACUGGUUCCCAAACAUGUAACAAUGGCGAGUUCCCGAGCCCAUUCGCUACAUGUUACGCAAAUUGCACAGCAGCUGACCUUACCGCUCCAGCUUUUGCUCAGAUAGAACCAGAUUCACCGACCUACUAUGACAAGACAACCGUUCAAUUCUCCUGUGAGUCCGGGGUCUUGUCAGUGCCCAUUGCGACUGGUACUUGCCAGGACGGCACGUGGAACGUUCCAAGUUUUGAGUGUGUCCAACCACUGAAUUGUUCCGAUCCCGGUUCCCCAACCAAUGGUAGAGCAAAUGAAAACGACUUUAGCCAUGGUGCAGAGGUGUCUUUUACAUGCAACGCUAAUUUUACAUUGGUGGGGCAGUCAAGUAUAAGCUGUAACAACGGAUCAUGGAGCGGGAACGUGCCGACUUGUAACGAGAAUCCUGAUCCAGUAACCAACAGGAGCGUUAGUCUAGAGUGCAGGAGUGAUUCCAUCCGUGUCACCAUUGAACGCUCUAUUUUGCCUGACCUAGCAGGAGAUGUCAUCAGAUUUGAAAACGACCCGAAUUGUACUGGUGUCAUUGAUGGAGACUACCUCGUUUUCACCACUAUGUUUGACCAGUGUGGAACCACUAAAGAGGAAGACGGUGAUUUAGACGUAUACAAGAACCGCAUCGUAAAUGGGAAAAACAGCGGUAACGUUGUUUCGCGUGAUAUCACAGUAUCAUUCCCAAUAACUUGCUUCUAUGAGCGAGUCCAUCGCCUGGAAUAUGGUUACUCUGCUAGUGGCAGCGCGGGGGUUGUUCAGCAGGCUCUCGAAGAGACGGGCUCGUACAGUGCAACGUUCGACUUUGCGAUGUAUACCGACGACACUUUUACGACAAAAGCGGAUUCUUCUGCCACUAACGUACCCGUUAACCAGAGAGCUUACUUCGGUGUAGAAGCCACGACCGCUGCCGAUCAACGGAUCGUCAUCGACUCAUGCUGGACGACACCAACGAAUAACCCCGAUGAUAGUAGGCGUUACAAUUUGAUAUCGGAUGGGUGUGUGGUAGAACAGACAGUUAUGCGCCAUGAUCUAGGGAUGAAUGGGCUAGCUGCAUUCAGUCUCUCGGGAUUUACCUACAUCGAUACUACUCAGAUCUAUCUCUACUGCGAGGUUGCUAUCUGUUUAGAUAGCGACACGAGUGGUGAGUGUGCACCUUGUGGAAACCAGGCCCGCCGGAGGAGAGGGGUCAACUCGGGACAUCUGAAGGAUCUGUCGGUUGGACCAGUGCGCUGGGUCAAGCAAGACACGGAUGAAUUGAUGGAUACUGGGAUGGCUGUGAAUAAUGAUGAAGCUCGAGAGGAGGGCUCAGUUGGCGAGAACGCCCGACCCUGGAUGACAGCAGUGGUUGUCAUGGCAACUGUUAUGGUCAUGAUGUUUGUGGCGAUUGUAGUACUAGUGAGGAAUAACAGAAGACAGAGCUCCCGCUUCAACUAACGGCAUGCAGUUGAUAUGACCAUAGCCGUACAUAGUGGGGGGGGGGGGAAUUGGGAAUGGGAGCAAUCCCUCCUCCGGAAAUAAAACUACUCUUUAAACAGUUCAGCAACAAAUAAGUUCAUGUGCAGGGCGCAAUGGAUCCUUCUUGAUCCAAUUGAAUACUCACAAAUCGAAUUUAAGGAAAGUCCAAUCG